UUUUGAGAGCUCCUCAUACGGAUUAUGGUCCGACACGCGCUGUCACCCCUGCACGGUGGAAAAUCACCGAAGGGGCCCAAGACUUGUCCAUGCUACAUAGUAAGCGUACAAUGAUCGAGACCAGGAGCACUUGGGUGUCAUUGGGACGUAUGCAAGUGAGCUUUAAUAUAUGAAGGGCUCACUCCACCAUCGUAGACUAUUGUCCUUCCCCCAGCUACUCUUCUUGUUCUUGUUCUUCUUUGACUUUGACCUACACGCGUCAAAGCUUGUUUUCCUCCCUUGUGACAAAUCCUACGAGGAAAGCGAUCAAGAUGUCGAGGUUUCCAAAGAUCACGAACACCUACUUCAUGGCGGUUAUCGCUACCGUGGGCGGUAUGCUCUUCGGUUUCGAUAUUUCAUCCAUGUCUGCCAUCGUCAUUACCGACCAGUAUAUCGACUACUUCAACAAUCCUUCUGGUGUCACUCAGGGAGCUAUCGGGUCUGCUCUCGCCGCUGGAUCUAUCGUUGGUAGUUUGAUAGCUGGUCCUAUUUCGGAUAAGUACGGCCGACGUGACAGUAUCAUGUUUGCUUGUCUUUGGUGGCUAGCUGGAACUGCAGUUCAAGUUGCUACUAAUGGUGUGGGCUCGUUAAUCGCCGGCCGUAUCCUGAAUGGUGUCUGUGUUGGCAUUACCUCUUCUCAAGUUCCAGUGUACCUUGCAGAGAUUGCCCCUCGAGAUAUUCGUGGCCGUAUCAUCGUUAUCCAGCAGCUUGCCAUUGAAUGGGGUAUCUUGAUCAUGUACUUUAUUGGCUACGGGUGUUCUAAAAUCGAAGGCACGGCGUCGUUCCGAACCGCAUGGGGCACGCAGUUUAUCCCCUGCGUACUGCUUAUGCUUGGCCUCCCCUUCCUUCCCCGGUCCCCGAGAUGGCUUGCCAAAGUCGGUCGCGAGGAAGAGGCGAUUCAGACCCUCGCCAAUAUUCAAGCCGGUGGCAAUAAAGAUGAUCCGCUUGUCGUCGCUGAGUGGGAGGAAAUAUUCACUGUUCUGAAUGCAGAGCGCGAAUCGAUUCGGGGAUGGAGGAAGUUCUUCGUCAAUGGCAUGUGGAAGCGAACUCUUGCCGGAAUGAGUGUGCAAGCUUGGCAGCAAUUGAGUGGUGCCAACGUCAUCGUGUACUAUAUUGGAUAUGUCUUCCUGAUGGCUGAUCUCCAAGGCGAUGUCAAUUUGGUUUCUUCAGGCAUUCAGUAUGCGUUAUUCAUCAUUUUCACUUCCAUUAUGUUCUUCUUCAUAGAUCGUACCGGUCGCCGAACACUCCUCGUACUCGGUGCCAUAGGCAUGGCUGUUUGCCAUUUUGUUGUUGGCGGUCUCCUUGGUACCUAUAGCGUCGACGUUCCCGAGGGUGUUGGCGGAAACCACAACGUUGUGAUCAAAGUCACAGGCUCCCCUGCCCACGGCGUCAUUGCAUUCAGUUACCUCCUCAUCAUCGUCUAUGCGCUUACUCUAGCUCCUGUAGCUUGGGUUUACGCUGCUGAGGUCUGGUCUCUCGGGACACGUGCUACAGGAAUGUCGCUCGCUGCAGUAGCGAACUGGCUCUUUAACUUCGCCUUGGGACUAUUCACCCCGCCAGCAUUCCUCAACAUCAAGUAUAAGGUGUUCAUCAUCUUCGGUGUGCUCUGCAUAUGUGCAGCCAUCCAAGCCUGGUUUACGUACCCCGAAACAUGUGGUAAGACUAUUGAAGAAGUUGAAGUAUUAUUCGCCAAAGGAGCACCACCGGCGUGGAAGACUAAGAAGGGUGGCUCUCGUCUUGAGGCUGAGAUUCAGGCUGUGUUAGAGCGCAAGGAUGGAGUCUCAGUCGUUCAUACUGAUAUUCAUCCGGAACUCCAGAAGAAGGGAACGGGUGAAGUAGCUAAGGAGAAAGUAUAUCGAAGAUGAUGAUAAUCAUUUCGAUAGGGUUAGCUACCAGGUAUGUAUUUAGGACCUAGGUAGACUAGCUAAUGCUUUCUG
Daldinia caldariorum is the source of this 1976-nucleotide messenger RNA. Its product is annotated as general substrate transporter. The transcript has 7 exons. Gene Ontology annotation, biological process: carbohydrate transport; transmembrane transport. The record is from RefSeq and is a predicted model, not a curated record. Lineage: Eukaryota; Fungi; Ascomycota; Sordariomycetes; Xylariales; Hypoxylaceae. Gene Ontology annotation, cellular component: membrane. Gene Ontology annotation, molecular function: carbohydrate:proton symporter activity. Bases 312 to 1904 code for a protein of 530 amino acids.